Molecule: messenger RNA, 1692 nt
Organism: Engraulis encrasicolus (European anchovy)
Lineage: Eukaryota; Metazoa; Chordata; Actinopteri; Clupeiformes; Engraulidae
Product: zinc finger protein 182-like
Exons: 2
Coding region: 73-1023 (316 amino acids)
Biological process (GO): regulation of transcription by RNA polymerase II
Cellular component (GO): transcription regulator complex; chromatin; PcG protein complex
Molecular function (GO): RNA polymerase II cis-regulatory region sequence-specific DNA binding; DNA-binding transcription factor activity, RNA polymerase II-specific
Source: RefSeq, a predicted model, not a curated record
UCUCCUUGGUAGGACUACAUAAAGGAAUGUGGGGUCAUCACACCAUGAUGUAAGAAAGGACAUCAUCUUCCCAUGAGUGUUUCUGGGGACAGGAACGCCAACAGAGAAAAAAACCUUUUCAACAUGAAAACACAUUUCAACAUGGCUACAUCAAGCGUCUCAACUAUUCAACAGUGUCCCACACCAGACAAAAUCAAGGUUGAGGACGUCCCACUUGACUCUUCCACAGCCCCAGACCACGGUGCCACAGAGGUGAACAUAAAGGCCGAACCGCUCAAAGACGAAAAUGAAGAUGACUGGAACUCAUUCAUGUACCGGUACUCAACCUUUUCAAGGAACACAGAAGACAAAUUGGUUCAUGUGAAGAGUGAGGCUUUGAAUUUAAAACACGAGUCUGACAGUUUUGUGAGUGACCAGGCACCCACACACUCAGUGAGCACCACAGAUCAGUAUGUCCAGACAAAUAGCCAAGACGUGAAAUUGGAUCAUGUUGAAAAUGAUUCUGAGCAGGAUCCCACCCAAACAGAUGAAGAAAGUAUGGACUCUGCACAGGAGCCUUACCCAUCACCCAGAAAAGGGGGUAAAUCAAAGCCAAAGAAACAUUUUGAAUGUGAAUAUUGUGGACGCACAUUUAGCCGAAAAGAUAGUUUUACUGUUCACAUGUAUAUCCACACUGGUAAGAACCCAUACAGUUGUUCAGUAUGUCAGAAGACCUUCUCACGUGCUGACAGUUUAACUGUGCACAUGCGGUAUCACACCGGAGAGAGGCCUUUUAAAUGUGAUGAAUGUGGCAAAGGCUUUGUCACUAUGGGAUACCUUCGAGAGCAUGAGUUCACGCACACAGGGACCAAACCCUACGCUUGUAAACACUGUGAUAAGAGCUUUGCACACAGCAAUGAUCUUGUCAGACACACCAGGCACCAUACUGGGGACAGGCCGUACCCCUGUCCAAAAUGUGACAUGGCCUUCAGGCGUCUUGAGACUCGGCAGAAACAUAUUUCCCGAAAACAUGAACGCAAAUGAAGAGUUCAGAUGCAAAACCCCCUAAGUGCCUUUCCAGAAACAUUUCAUAAUUCAUUUGUAUUUAAUACUAAUCUGUCAAAAUUGCAUAUUUUUUAUUUUAUUUAUGUAAUUUAAAUAUUUAUGAUGUAUUAUCAAGUACUUGAAUUUAAACAAAACCAACAAAGGGGUUCCCUAAAAAUAUAAAAGUGCAGGUCUUCGGAAUUGGAGUUAGGGGGUUUUGCAUAUGAACUCUUCAAAUAUUUUUAAUUCUCCUGCUCCAUCUGUGGAAUGGUCUGCAAAUCUGAAGGAACUUUAUCGAGGCAUGUCAGAAUGACCUGUGGUAAGAAGAUGCACUAGCCUGCCUGGUAGGUGCAGUAAUGUUGAAGGUAUGGUUUUUAUUUUUUGCUGUCUUGACCACAGUGAGACUGUAAUCUGCAACCUGUCAAAUUGGAAACCUUUUGUUCUUCCUUUAUGUUGCACCAGGGAUGUGCAAACAACCCCAGGUGAAACAACCCCAGUUCUUAGUUGAAUUUUGUUGAUCUUGUCUGUUGUAAUUAUUCGUCAUCAUUAUUGUACACUGGUACAUUAGCUGCCAAAAUCGUACAUUUGUGCAUUUCUUUUAUUUUUUUAUUGCAUUAAAUUCAUUCAGUUUGUGUCAUAUUGUAAAUAAACGCUGACUUUGAGUUUGAA